Molecule: messenger RNA, 702 nt
Organism: Aspergillus clavatus NRRL 1
Lineage: Eukaryota; Fungi; Ascomycota; Eurotiomycetes; Eurotiales; Aspergillaceae
Product: TNT domain-containing protein
Exons: 2
Coding region: 1-702 (233 amino acids)
Source: RefSeq, a predicted model, not a curated record
AUGCUCCUCUCGCGCGCCCUCCUGGUGCUGAGCACCCUGCUUCCUGCCACCGUCCUGUCGCAGAUGCAUGAACCCGUCUUUCCCUCCAGGUGUCAACCCGAUCCCUGUGAAGGCAUCACCUUCCGAAACGACUCAUUCAUCUGUGGAGACUCACGUCUGGGGCCCGUUGUCCCGCCCAAAAAGUUCCCUCUUCGCAAUGAGCUACGCACCUAUGCGCCUUUUGGCUCGCUUUGCCCCGCCGAGUUCCUCGAUCGAUGGGCGACGGAUGUCGCGCCCAAUGGUACAUACACCUAUCCCCCUUCCAGUGGUUUUGUGGUGGACGCGGAUAACGAACCCAUCAUCGGCAAUGUCACCCUCCCCGUCGGCAUGAAGGUUGAUCGCUUUGGAUCGGAGUAUGGCUCAUUCCUGGCGCCGCUCGGGGCCCCGUACAUCCAGCGGGCCUUGCCCCCGAGUAACCUCAACACGUACGACGGGAACUACCCGUACAACUACCAUGUGUACCAAGUGACCAAGGAGUUCCUCGUCGGUCUGGGUCCGAUCGCCCCUUGGUUUGAGCAGCCGGGCAUGGGGACGCAGUUUGUGACGUACACUAAUGUGAUGGGGUUGAUCAAUGGAGGGUUUCUGAGACGGCUGGAUGAGAGCGAGUAUGACGAGAAGGUGGAAUAUUCCAAUUCGUAUACCCCGGGGCCCAAUCAGGAUUGA